AGCAUCUUCCCUGCUGGAUGCGAUGGUGAAAGGACUUGGAGUGCUUAACUACAGUGUGACUUAUCAGAGAAGAUGAGGAAUUCUUGGGCAGAGCCCAAGCAUAGGCGGAAUUGGGGGGGAGGGCAGGGCACGUGCCCUAGGCGCCACUGAGGUGGGGGCGCCAUGCCAGCUGCUGCCACCCCCACCCCAUUGCCCACCUGCCCAGCCCCAGGGCCCCUCAGCCACUUGCCUCCAGCUCCGGCCUAGGAUCGGCAGCGAGGCCUAGGAUCGGAGCAGCCUGCAAACUGCAGAGCUCUUCUCUCCCCGCCUCUCAGCUGAUCGGCGGGUGGGCCGGGCUUCCAGAGAGGCCUCCGAGUAGGCCUCCCUGAAGCCUGAACUCGGCAGGCCCCAGCAAGCCAGGAAGGAGGCUGGCAGAGCUCCCUGCAGCAGACCCUCCCUGCAGCAGACCAGACCAUCCAGCACAGCUUUUGCAAGAGGUGACAUCAUGUGACAUCACGCGCAAAGGGGACAUGACCUCAAGCUCCAAAGAGCCCGAGCGAGCGCUUGCUGCCUGAAAGCAUCUAUGCCAGAGGUCCAACCAUACUGGACAGGUCUCACCAGAGGAGCCAGACAAAGAGUGCCUCUCCCAUCAACAAUAUGUAAAUCUGCAGUUUCCAAGAUGGGCGACGUCGUAAUGAAUACCGUAGCGUCAACUGGUGCAGUAUUAAAAAUUAAGAAAUGCCUGGCUGAGGUCAGCUUCUUGCAACUUUGUGCCUUUUUCCUGAGCCUUAGUGGAUGGCUUAUGUGUAUGACAUCCGCAAUCCUUGUCCAGUGGAGAGUGUGGCACUUUAGUAACCACUAUGGUGGAACCAGCAUUGCUUGGAUUGGGAUUUGGGAAAUCUGCCGUGUCGAUGAAGAUCCGUCUAUUGAUGAGCAAAAUCGCAUGAACUGUACAGCAUUCAGCAAUCUACACACCUUCCUCCCCAGUGAGAUUAUAGCUGCCCAGAAUCUCAUGGUACUCGCUACCAUUGCGGGGGCAGUGCAAACAGGCUUUCUCUCUGUGGCCUUCUCCAAUAUAUAUAGGAAGGAAAAACAGAGAAAACACGUUGCCAACCUUUUUUUGAUUGCAGGCCUCCUAAAUUUAUCAUCGGGAAUAGGUGUCUUCAUUCCAAUUGUUUGGAAUAUGGUUUCCGUCUUGUCAGAAGUGCCAAUUUUCUUCCCUGAAGAUUUCCAUUUACCACAUAAACCAGAAUACCAGUAUGUUGGAGCUGCGCUUCUGGUUGGGCUGAUUUCUGCAAUUUUCCAGAUCUUGAGCGGAUGUUUUAUUCUGCGCAGUAAGCAUUUGGCAGUCAAGAAAAUAUCAGCAAUGGCAACAGAGGCAUCUGCAAGGGCAAGUGAAACCACUCUUUGUCAAAAGUGUUCAUUGUCCUUAGUGCCUAAAACCCCAAAGCCAGAGGAAUCUGCUUCUGUGACCAUCGACAGCCCAUUGGACGUGCGACGCACUGAAAACCCAUCUGUGAUUGUCCAGAUGGAUAACUUCUCUGAAGACGUGACCAAUCCCAGAGAGCCUGUUCCAUCAUUGCCCCAAAGUCACAUUAUAUUGGUGACUCCAUACAUUGAACCAACAGUUGGUGAUGAAUCUAAAUAAUCAGAUUCUAAACACACCAGGACAUGAACUGUGAACAUUUGAAAUUUAUUGAAACCUUUGAAAGGGAUAGUGGGUCUGUUUAUGUUGCAGGAAUAUUUGUUUGUUUGUUUGUUUGUUUGUUUAUUGCUGUAGGGGUUGUUUUUAUACUUUGGGGAUAACUUUUGUGCUGUUAACAAUAAUGGUUGUUUUCAUGGUAUAGGCUACAAUUAUCUUUGAUAGUUUUGUGUUUCUCAUCUUUUAUUAAAAAUAUCCACCUAUUUUAAUCACA
Molecule: messenger RNA, 1895 nt
Organism: Hemicordylus capensis (graceful crag lizard)
Lineage: Eukaryota; Metazoa; Chordata; Lepidosauria; Squamata; Cordylidae
Product: claudin-34-like
Exons: 3
Coding region: 563-1627 (354 amino acids)
Biological process (GO): bicellular tight junction assembly; cell adhesion
Cellular component (GO): plasma membrane; bicellular tight junction
Molecular function (GO): structural molecule activity
Source: RefSeq, a predicted model, not a curated record